AUGUUUGAUCAUACUUCAACUCUUGUCAAGACUCUGAUCAUAUUCCCUAGUUCGAUGGGGAGACAAGACGGCUCUACACCCGGCACCAAUUUUUACGCUUCUCUGCAGUUUGGCUCCCGUAUCCCGGAGAAGACGACCAAACUGAGGUUGUCCUCCCGUUUACUAGAGGGCUAUAUAAAGCACGAACUUCGCUUCAAAGAUCCAUUAAAAUAUCCUUCAAUAUGGGUGGAUGAUGACGCUAGCGGCGAUUUCGACCUAUACGAGGAUAGGCAAACUGACAAGAAGACAAUGCGGCUACCAAAGCGUAAGCCCACAGAGCCGCCGUUUGCCACCCGAGAGUAUCCAACGCAGAAAAUCAAGAGUAGCAGCAAUUCAAAUUCAAUUCAAUCACCAGACAUCAAGGAUCCAAAUAUCCAUAUUUUUGAAAUUCAAACUGGCCGCUUCCAGAUUUCUAGCGGUUUAUUGGCUCUAAACCCCGCAGCGCUUGUCACCCAGUUGCAAUUGUUAAUAACUCAAUACUUCUGCCCGCUUCCUGAUGACCCGGAUACUUAUCGCUGCCGGGCAUGUAUAGAGGACAAUAGCAGUUUCGAUCCAAUCAUGGCUCCUCAGCCUAGACAGCAACACUACACUGGGCGGAAAUGCAACAGUAUAUUGACUCUUGCUGCUCAUGUAGGGCAGAGUGGUGGUGAGAUUUUGACUGGAAAUCCACUUGCGAACCUCCAAAAACGGUCUAGUCCCCUGCAUUUCAACAGCUUCGGAGACACUAUCGCAGAGGUCAAUUUCUGCCGUCGAUUCCAUUCCGAACGCAACAGAUCUUCCGUACAAACCGGUGCAGACUCUAUUAUUGUGGAUGCCAAAGAACCCGACAUCUCCACAGUAGUCACGCAUACAAUUACCUUUUCACACUCCCCGGCCCCCAACGGCCUCCCCGACCGGCGUGGUGGCAAGGGAUACAUCUACCUCGGCCCGGGCCACUUUUCUUCUGGCUCCGAACCCAGCCGGAUGUGUUCUAAAUGCGCGCUUCUGAAAGUUACUAUUCUCGAAUGCACUUCCACACCAGUAACGGACACAGUAGUUCCCAUACAGGGCAUCGAUGAGAAGACCUUUUUUGAUACUGCAGCGGCGUUUGAGCCACUGUUCUCAACUGAUGUGAAUAUAUGGCACCGUCACCAAUGCUGA
This is a messenger RNA of Paracoccidioides brasiliensis Pb18, 1179 nucleotides long. RefSeq lists its product as uncharacterized. The record is from RefSeq and is a predicted model, not a curated record. The transcript has 5 exons. Bases 1 to 1179 code for a protein of 392 amino acids.